CUCACUUAUAAAUAUCACAAACUCACUUCUCUUACUUGCAAGUGUAAGCUAGCUAUACUAAUAAGCUUUCUUUCUCUUUCAUAUCAUAGUUUUCUGUUCUGCAGCUUUCCAUGGAGUUCCACUUCCUACCCAUCCUUGCAUUUCUUUCUUUGACAUUGGUAGCAAGUCAUGCAACUCUAUCUCCUGAAGCGUACUGGAACUCGGUUCUGCCAAACUCUCCUAUGCCUACGGCUGUCAAGGAUCUUUUACACCCUGAAUGGAUGGAAGAUAAGAGCACCGCAGUCGGGGUAGGAAAGGGCGGCGUAGGCGUCGAUGCAGGGCAAGGAAAGCCCGGUGGCACUAGUGUUGGUGUCGGGAAAGGAGGUGUCGCUGUGAACACCGGAAAAAAAGGAAAGCCCGUCUAUGUCGGAGUAUCAAAGGGACCGAGUCCAUUCCUUUACAAAUACGCUGCUACUGCGGAUCAACUCCAUGAUAAUCCCAACAUCGCUCUUUUCUUCUUGGAAAAUGACUUGAAAAAAUACACAAAAAUGACAUUGCACUUCACUAAAACCACCACACCGACUACUUUCUUGCCUCGCCAGGUUGCUGAGAAAAUACCCUUUUCAUCCAAGAAAAUUCCACAAAUUCUUGACUACUUCUCGGUGAAACCCAACUCCAUGGAAGCCAAGACAAUCAAGCAAACAAUCAAAGAAUGCGAAGAGCCUGGAAUCAAAGGAGAAGAGAAAUAUUGCGCGACUUCACUAGAGUCCAUGGUCGAUUUCUGCAGUACCAGGCUUGGGAAAAGUAUCCAAGCAAUCUCCACAGAAGUCAAAAAAGAAACCCCUUUGCAAACAUACACUAUCGAAGGAGUGAAGAAGAUGGCAAGCGAUGCAGCCGUAGUGUGCCAUAAGCAAAACUACGCGUACACGGUGUUUUAUUGCCACAAGACACAGACCACAAAGGCAUACUCGGUUUCAAUGGUACGCCUCGAUGGAACGAAGGCAGAAGCAGUUGCAGUGUGCCAUACCGACACAUCGGGUUGGAAUCCGAAACACUUGGCCUUUCAAGUGCUCAAGGUCAAGCCAGGGACUGUUCCAAUUUGCCAUUUCCUUCCUGAGGAUCAUAUAGUUUGGGUUCAUAACUGAUAUUGAUCUUUGCAAAAAAGAGUCGUCACUACUUGUUUAAUUAGUUUUUUAUAUGUUCGUUUAGCUUGGUUUGGCAUGUCAUCAUAAUCUGAAAAACUCUACUUAUGUUGUCUUUACAUAUAUGUGUGUACUAUAACAACUCUCCCACCCACAUAUGCAUAUGCAUAUGAGCUCGACAUAGAGGUGGCUUGUUUUUCAAUAAUAAUAGAUAUGUUGUCCCUGGUGUUUAGCACUACUUAAAACUACUCCAAAAUGUUAUACAAUACCAGAAAAAUGCUAUGCGUUCAAAA
Molecule: messenger RNA, 1414 nt
Organism: Camellia sinensis
Lineage: Eukaryota; Viridiplantae; Streptophyta; Magnoliopsida; Ericales; Theaceae
Product: BURP domain-containing protein 3
Source: RefSeq, a predicted model, not a curated record